GGAGAGGCUAGUUCUCUGCGGCUUUCUCCGUCUUUCCCGCCAUGUCGUUUGUGGAGUCUGGGUGGCGCUCGGUUUCGCGGCGCCGCCGCCCCGGCACGCCUGCCCCUUUCGCCCGCCCGGUGUAUUCUUCCGUCGCUCAGGGGAACAGUCGGGGUGAAGGCGAAGUCGACGAAGAGGAGAGAUGUGACCAAGUGGCCCGCGACUUGCGGGCGGAGUUCUCCGCUGGGGCGUCCUCGGAGCGCAGAACGGGCUCGCUGAUCCCGCCGGACGGCGACGGGUCGCCGGUCCUGCCCGAUAAACGCAAUGGCUUCUUUCCGGCGGCCGCGGGGAGCCGAGCCCAGGGUCGGCGGUGGCCAGUCCAGGUCCUCUCUAUUCUCUGUUCGCUGCUCUUCGCCAUCCUUCUGGCCUUCCUCCUCGCCAUCGCCUACCUGAUCGUUAAAGAGUUGCAUGCUGAGAAUUUGAAAAAUGAAGAUGAUAUUGACACUGGGCUAUUAGGAUUCUGGACUCUACUUAUAAUAUCCCUAACUGCCGGAUUCUCCUGUUGCAGCUUUUCUUGGACUGUGACUUAUUUUGAUUCUUUUGAACCAGGAAUGUUUCCUCCUACUCCUUUUUCACCUGCCAGAUUCAAGAAACUGACUGGACAUUCUUUCCACACGGGCUAUAGCAUGGCGAUUUUGAAUGGCAUUGUAGCUGCUCUUACUGUAGCAUGGUGCCUCAUGUAAACUCACACUGGAGCAAUAUUGUUGACAAAACUUAAUCAUGAUUGUUUUGUAAUAACAGGAAAUAACAUCUUACGUAAUUCAGAAGACAAGAAACCUGUUGUUCAUUGUGUGGUUCAGAUAUGUGUCAUUACCAUCAUUAUGGAGGACCUUUUAAAGCAUUAUUCUAGAGUCUAGGCAUUGGGAAUAACUGAUUAUUAAGUUUUAAGUACUUUCUUAAAAGUAUAAGAUGUUUACCCCUUCUUUUUACUUAUGUGUAUGUAGUUCUUAAAGUUGUAGAAAACAUAUUCAUGGAAGUCAAACUCAAAACUUGAAGACAGGACAAUGCCUACCUUUCCAUGUAUGUACUGCAUUUCUUGCUAAGGUAAACUGAUAUUACUGUUUAGAUAGAAAUAUUUCCUAUUUGUACAUUAGGAAAGUAAAUAAUACUUACUGUUCCAACAUUUUAUAGAAACUACUUUUAAAUUAAAUCAAUAUGUAGUUUUCUAUAUACAUAUAAUUAAUAGAAGGUGCAUUUAUAUUUUUAAUGGGACAUAGUUCCUUAUGUGUGUGUGUUUUUUUUUUUUACAUAUUUUCCUACUACAUAUUGAAUGUGUAUGUUUUUAAAAUUAUGACUUCUAGACAACUGUAUACAUUAUUUUUUUAGCUGGUGCAAACCUAAUACCUGCCAUUUUUGCUAAGUUUUUUGUCUUAAAAAAAAAAAGCAAAAAAGCACACUGACCUAAAUUUAAAAUCAAGUAAAGUUUAUUUUUAACAAAAAGUUACUGUAAAAAAGGUAAAUGACUUAAGUCAUUAAGAUAUUGAGAAAUUUGAAGCUGUUCACUAUUUCUGUUUCCACAAUUCCAAAUAUUUAUAUUGGUGUAUAUAUUGUUCACUUAUAGAACUUACAUUAUUUUGUUUUUAAUAAAUAUUAACCUGAAAUUUUUGUAUGUAGAAAUGCUUGAA
Molecule: messenger RNA, 1664 nt
Organism: Carlito syrichta (Philippine tarsier)
Lineage: Eukaryota; Metazoa; Chordata; Mammalia; Primates; Tarsiidae
Gene: ARL6IP6
Product: ADP ribosylation factor like GTPase 6 interacting protein 6
Exons: 4
Coding region: 42-722 (226 amino acids)
Source: RefSeq, a predicted model, not a curated record